This is a messenger RNA of Penicillium malachiteum, 690 nucleotides long. Its product is annotated as putative translation initiation factor IF3. Gene Ontology annotation, biological process: ribosome disassembly; mitochondrial translational initiation. The record is from RefSeq and is a predicted model, not a curated record. Gene Ontology annotation, molecular function: translation initiation factor activity; ribosome binding. The transcript has a single exon. Bases 1 to 690 code for a protein of 229 amino acids. Gene Ontology annotation, cellular component: mitochondrion. Lineage: Eukaryota; Fungi; Ascomycota; Eurotiomycetes; Eurotiales; Aspergillaceae.
AUGAACCAUAUGCGUGGUCUUGUGUCUACUGCGCAGGCAUUGCGCCAAACCUUCCUCACACCCAUCCACACAACCAAGGCUGGACUCGUACAGCCUUCUCUGCUACGAAACGGGCUUCAGCUUCGAACUUUCUUCUACUCCCGCCCUCUGGCUAUUGGCAACUCUCAAUCCCAGGCCAAAGUACUUAUCAAAGACGAAGGAAUUCGGGCACCUUUUGUACAGAUCGUCAACGCCGAGGGAGAUCUCGAAGAACCUGAAAGAUUAUCAGAUGUUCUCAAAUCCUUCGAUCGAAACGAAUUUUUCCUUCUCCAAGUUUCUCCAGGAGCUCCAAAGCAACCGCCAGUGUGCAAAAUCCUGAAUAAGUUGGAAUACCGAAACAACGAAAAGGCCAAGGAGAAGGCUGCAAAGGCUGCCAAGCAAUCUCUGAAGCAGAUUGAGUUGAACUGGGCUAUCGAUGCUCAUGAUCUGGCGCACCGGUUGAAGCAGCUGACUUCCUUCUUGGAGAAAGGUCGGAAGGUUGAGAUCAUCCUAACCCGGAAGAAGCAUAAGCGGGCCCCUACCGUGGACGAGAUCAAGCAUGUCAUGCAAAGUGUGUUGGAUACGACUCGAGAGGCUGGAGGUACUCAGGUAAAGGCGAUGGAAGGUGAACCAGGAAAGCGGGUCAUGCUUACCGUGAAGAAAGCCGAUUGA